AUGACGGAGUCUCAGCAGUUUUCCAGCUCUCAGUUUUCUUCUGUGGAGUGUUGGCAGAAAGUGAUCGCACUUGACGUUUCCUACUUACACAAACGUUCUCGAGCUGCACCUCAUCUAAAUCCUACUCGCUGGAACGUCUAUCUUCGCAGACGAUAUCAGCUCUCACAGAAUGUUCCUGUGACGUUUCCUGUCGAUCGUUCUGAAUACCUCUUCAUCCGGCAGAACCUUCUUGCUCUAAAAUAUGGACCUACCUCGCGAUCACCUUCUAACGCGGGGACAAUUACACCCACAACAGGGACAAUGGCCUAUGAUGUCCUUCAUCUUGAUAAUCAGCAGCGGCACUCACUUUCUUACUUCUCAUCGUCAUCGAACUCUCAACUGCACCUCUCUGAGGCCUCUCCAGACCGUAGGAUUGAAAACGAGCCUCCUGUUAGUAAGGGAUACGCUUUUGCGGGAAUCGAAACCAUCUUUGAUCACCACAAGGAUUCAGUCACGCGAAUACGAUUUGCACACAACGACUCAUAUCGGUUGGCUAUCGCUUCGGCUGAUGGUACAGCGUCGAUUUGUCACAUUUCGAGGUCUACGGAGGAGGAAGCGGGGAUAUCGCAUAAAAUCGAUUACCUUGAGCCGCCGAGUUCCGAUGCCACUCCAGCUACAGUCCCGACGCCGCUGGCGGCGCUGAUGGAUGUAGCAUGGUCACUGGCUAACGAUUUUGUGGCUACUGUUAGUCUGGAUGCCUCGUUGUGCCUUUGGGACGUGCAGCGCCAGGGCUGUCUUACGCGACACUUCCGCGAUGUUGCUUCUCCUGGAGGUGGCCUUCUUGUGUGUGAAUUCCAUCCUGUCAACAACAAUUAUCUCGUUCUCGGAGAUACGCUGGGUCUCGUACAGGUACGGAUCCUUUUGCUUGGCUCCUUGAAACGUGAUGCUCUCAUUUCACAGGUGCUGAAUCUCUCAACUGGCCGAGUUGUAAAAAAUGGUCGUGACAAGUUACACGCUCCGCCGCGGAUGCGAAUAAGGCUGCCUCCCUGCCGCGACCGCACUGAUCUGUCUCACCAUUUGGGUCGAGGCUGCGUCACCGCCCUAGCCUUCGAUCCACACUCAUGCUGUUUAUGGGUAGGCACUGAUCUGGGCGUGAUUCAAGCCUACAGUUGCAGUGAAACUACAGGCACUCUCACUCGUCUAUCCCGCCUUUCCGUUUCUCCACCUCCCUCUACACCUCUUCUACCUAGUGUCACCAGUCUCGCUUUCUGCUCCUGGCUCAGCCACGAAGAUAGCUCCAGCUAUCUCCUCGUCAACGCUGCCGGAGUAGGCCUUCUGUUGUAUCACGCUCGACCGGACAACGGAGAGCUUGAAGUGCACCAACACUUUGAAUUGCCGCACUCACCCCUCUGCAAUCCUCCAGUCACCAACUAUGGUCUCCAUCUUCUUCAUUCUUGCUUCGCUCCGCUCAUCUCCUUCCGCUCCUCAGGCACUGCCUGCGUCAUCUCGGCCAGCGAAGACAAAGGUAGCGUAUAUGUCUUUGAGGUACCAACAAACGCCACUCUCGCACAACACGGGAAACGAAGUGGUGCUGUCGUCACUCGUCUGCAAGGUCACGACUGCGAGGUGGGCCGAACGGUGAUUGACGUGAACUUAAGUUGGGAUGAAAGCUUUUUGGCCUCAGCGGACGAGGCUGGAGUAGUGAUCUUGUGGAAGCGUCAGGCUACGAAUUAA
This is a messenger RNA of Hydatigera taeniaeformis, 1713 nucleotides long. The record is from the annotation of a GenBank genome assembly. Lineage: Eukaryota; Metazoa; Platyhelminthes; Cestoda; Cyclophyllidea; Taeniidae.